GUAGGACAAAUUAUCCUACCGAAUGGUUAGUAAUGUGAUUUAUUUUUUUGUCCCUUCCUCUGUGAUGUAACACCCCCUUCUCCUCACAUAGUCUGAUGAAAGGUUUAUUUAUUUAUUUUUGCCUUACCCAUUUGAAGAGCGACAGGGCUACUUGCAAGUGAGGCAUAAGAGGGUUAUACUUAUAUUUUUUUUUUUUCUUUCGUUUUACUUUUAUGUAGUUCUACGUUUCAGGGGGGGAACUUUCAUUUCUGUCAUUCAGGCAUGUAGGUAUAUGCAGUAGCAUGUCCCCCUCACAAAUGUACAAAGAUGUAUAUUUGUGAAAUUGCGAAAAAGGGGGUUACAACUGAAGCAAGGACAGCACCAUGAUGAGCGUUUGGUCUACAGCCUCACGACUGUCUGGAGUCACUACGCAUACUAAUGUGAACACGUUUGCAUGCACGUCAGAUAAUUUAUGACGCGGGGAUGAAGUAUUAUGCACAUAUGUUUAUAUAUACCUUUUAGCGAGUUCGCUUUGGCGCCUGCCCCGGGGGAAAAAGUGCGAAGCUGGUCAAUGUCCUUUUAAGGAAGGAAUACUUGUCCAAAGGGGCAGAGUAAGAAUUGGGAGGGCCAAGGGAGAUCCUCACCCGUAUGUGGAAGGUGAUCGUUUUUGUUUCACAUCAAAUUGGCAUCCACACGAUGUAUUGGCGGUAAAACAACCUCUAGGCUUCUCCAACCGCUUGGAAAUCCCCCCCUUGCCAAAACGGUAUAUCUCAUCUUUGCACAGAAAAAUGGACCCCUACUUGGGAACGCCCCUCAAAUUCACAGAAGGAAUAAAAAAUGGGGUCAUCGAAAUGGGGAACCCAAACAUGGCAGCCAGCGAAAUAAAAAAGCAUAUAAUGAGGCAUCUCGAAUUAGAUAAAAAAUUUUACCAACUGUUCUUAAGGGUGUUGGAAAUCUCAGAAAAUUUGCGCAACAAUUUGAAGGCCACUUUUAAGGAAGUGAAAAAAGAUGUGACUGAUUAUUUGCUUAAUGACGAGCAAUUUUUAAAAAAAAAAAAAGACGAAAAUUGGCUAAAGGAAAAACUAUGUGCUGUCGAGGAGGUGAUAAGGGAGUUGUCCACGGUGGUGCUGCACGUUGGCCAGAAUUGCAAAAGUUUGAGGGAGUUGUUUUUGUGUCUGUACAUGUACGUAUAUGAGUCCCCCUCUGGUGAGUCUCCCUCUGGUGAGCCUCCCCCUGGUGAAUCUCCCUCUGGUGAGGUGCCCGUGGGGGGGUCGCCCCUCAGUGCCCACGCUGUUAGCUGCUCAAGCGGCAUGACGGAGCCCCCCACAGUUGCAAGCCUACUAUCACAGAACAAAAUAAGUGAACACGAGUUUGAGGUGGCCCGCACAAAGGGCACAUUCGUAUCUGAUUGUUACACCAUCGGGGAGAUUAACAAAAUGGUAAGGAGGUGCCUCAUGCUGUGUUCCCAACCCACGGUGUCUUCUCACCACUUAACAAAACAAAUAAAAAGUUUUUUUUUGUUAACAGCUGUAAUGUUUCACAUGGAGAAGGACAUACAAGUGAGAAUUAAAAUUUGUAAUUUAAUCUCAAGUGAAAUACAUAUGAACAUGUUGAAUAUAAAAAAAUGUACCAUGAUACUUAUGCACAAUCCGUAUUUAAAUAAAAUAAAACGGCUAUCAAAUAUGUUUUAG
This is a messenger RNA of Plasmodium vivax (malaria parasite P. vivax), 1670 nucleotides long. RefSeq lists its product as hypothetical. The record is from RefSeq and is a predicted model, not a curated record. The transcript has a single exon. The coding region runs from base 768 to 1670 and encodes 300 amino acids. NCBI's taxonomy places the organism in Eukaryota, Apicomplexa, Aconoidasida, Haemosporida, Plasmodiidae.